AUGCUCUCAACUGCCCCCGGCGACCCCUGUGUUCCGACUCCGUCACCGGUGCUUGUCCCCCCGGAUCGGCGACCGGAAUCAACGAACGAUUCUAGGGACCCCCUUUCCCGAUCCCAACAAACAAUGAAUGCUCUAGGGACUGGCGCCGCGGACAUGAUCCUCGAUGUGACUGCGGAUCAGUCCCACCAAUCGCCACAAGGCUUGACUGAGAAUGGUGAACAGAAUGUAGCAGGGAAGGACACGACGAUAGAGCCGGCAAAUACAGGGAGGCCUCAACAACCAUUCACCUAUGCCAACGCGGUGAUGGGAUGGAAACAACCUACCCCGACGCUAAUCCCGAUGAUCAAUUGGACCCUUGUAGGAGAACAUGACCUGAUCCCGGGUGAACGAAAUGGCGAGCCUGCUCUGAAUGUGUCAGCAGACUUCAAGAAUCGAAUCUGCGCCCCUUGGCAACGAACUCUGGUGGUCCGGCUGUUAGGUAUUCGGAUCGGCUUCUCCAUGAUCUGCUCUCGCCUAAGGGGAAUGUGGAAGCCGGUAGGAACGAUGGAAGUCAUGGAUCUAGAUCACGAUUGUUUUCUGGUAAAGUUGAGCAAUGAUCAGGACUACUUCCGCGCUCUGACAGAUGGUCCCUGGGUUAUUUUCGAUCACUAUUUGGUCGUACAUCAAUGGACUCCACAGUUCAAGGUUUCUGAUCCUCUCCCCAAAACAAUGAUUGUGUGGGUUCAGCGGCCAGCUUUGAAGGUACAUUUUUAUCAUAAGGAAGUGUUGACGACUCUAGGGAAUUUGAUCGGAAGAACAAUCAAAUUGGACUACCACACUCUCAACCGGCAACGUGCCAAGUUUGCCCGUAUAGCUGUUGAGGUGGAUCUAUCAAAACACCUGGUUCCCCGAAUUUGGCUAGACGAUGAGUGGCAAAAAGUGGAAUACGAAAAUCUUCCUGAAGUGUAUUUUGAGUCCGGCAAGAUCGGACACUCAUUGGCGACUUGCCCCAAGCUCUCACUGGCCACGAUGACCCCUACCCUACUCCUGAUCGGCAAUGACAAUAUGCCGGUUGCGCCGGCGACGACAAAACCAAACGCGGGCUUCGGGCCGUGGAUGAUGGUCACGCGUAAGAGCCGGCGGAAUCAAAGAGACUCACAUAAAAAAGGAAAGUCCGAGAAGGAUAUGGGGAUCUCGCAUGGAGCCGUUGCAAGUAAUUUGGGAAAGCGUUCUACUCGCGCAAAGGAAAGCGCAAAUGCCUUACUUAAACUGACAGCGCCUAGUGAUCCCCGCCAGCAACGGAUCUUUAACCAGGAUAGAAAAGGCACUAACGGGAGGAACGCGAGAGAUGAAGCGAGAAAAGGGAAAGGGAAAGUGGUUUCUGAGGAUGCAGCUGGCGGCAAGGGAAUAUUAGGAACAAGACCUGGGCGGGACCCCUCGAAUUCCAAUGGGCCAAAGCCCAGUAGUGACCCUCUAAAGGCCUCUCCCUCGACCAAAAGUUCAAACACACGACAAGGCCCAUUAAUAGACCAGCUCGCCAAGGAUACAUCGGAUCCUCUCGAAGCCCAUCUUUGUAGCCCCAUCCGCCAGAAUCCUCCACCUCCUCUCCAAACGGUGACCGGCCCAAAUGAAACGACGAUGCAGAUUGUGAUGCUGCCCCCUUCGGGGAACAAUAUCUGCGGCACCUCCCAACAAGCUUCACCGUCGACAGCGGCUAGAACUAAAAGAAAGAAGACCCAAAAAUCCCAUGAUCGGAAAUCGCCGGCAAAGCUUAAUCCCACGAAGCCUUUACAGAUUUGGACACCAACCAAGGAGCGGAAAGCGAAGACGAAAUCCAGGAUGGCGUCCCUAACUCUGCAGGAGAUCUCGGCAUGGACGAAUGCAGCUAAUUUGGCAAAACAGACGAGUGGAGCGAAGAACCCGGAGAUCCCAGUUGGCGAAGCUCCGACGGGGGCGAACACCCCUCCCACUUGA
This is a messenger RNA of Linum trigynum, 1953 nucleotides long. The record is from the annotation of a GenBank genome assembly. Lineage: Eukaryota; Viridiplantae; Streptophyta; Magnoliopsida; Malpighiales; Linaceae.